ACGGGCCAUUAUUAUCAAAUAUCUUUGUAAAUCUGGCCGUGACACUACAAUCGAACAAGUGUUGGUGUUCGUCCAUAACCGCCGCAAACUUCACAGCGUGACCUGGGAACUGUCAGUGUCAUCUGCUGCAUGCCUUUGUAUUUUGUUCUAUGUACUGGCUCGGUUCCAGAGAUACUUCCAAUUGUGCAGAAUACAUUUAUGUAUUUGUGAAGUGUUUAUUACCCCGUGUGAAAAUGGCAGGAGCGAGUGAUCGCCACAUUUACAACAAUAACGACACCAGCAGUGACACGGAAGACUACGCUGACGACCGCCGUCGCAGGGUCUUCAAAAACCGCUUAAGUUAUGGAUCGUGUUCGAAGCCGAAACCGUGCCUUGUGCAACGUUCUGCGUCCCUAUCGGACCCCCGGUGCCACUCUGUAGCUACGCCUAAGCAAUGUCACAAUGCUCCUCGCAAUAGAAGCCGCAACGUGCUGCCACCCGCCAAGAACCAGCCCCCGGGCGCCGCCGCCAACGCCUCCACCAACGUUAGCGACGACAGGGUCACCCUUGUGGUGGAUAACACCAGGUUCGUAGUCGAUCCCGCCCUCUUUAUGGCGCAUCCAAACACCAUGCUGGGAAGAAUGUUCAGCUCGAACUUGGAGUUCACGCAGUCCAACGAGAGGGGCGAGUUCGAGGUGGCCGACGGAAUCCCGGCGACCAUUUUUAGAGCCAUCUUGGAGUAUUACAAGGGAGGGUUGAUCAAGUGCCCACCGUCCGUCUCAGUACAGGAGCUUAGAGAGGCCUGUGAUUACUUGCUGGUGCCUUUCGAUGCCAACACAGUUCGAUGCCAAAAUUUAAGGGGCUUGUUGCACGAACUGUCAAAUGAAGGAGCCCGCUGCCAAUUCGAAGUUUUCCUCGAGGAUCUCAUCCUCCCUCUAAUGGUAAAUUCAGCUCAAAGAGGAGACCGCGAAUGCCACAUUGUGGUUCUACUGGACGACGACACCGUAGACUGGGAUGACCAAUACCCACCCCAAAUGGGCGAAGAGUAUAGCCAAACCGUCAACAGUACCGCAAUGUAUCGAUUCUUCAAAUACAUAGAAAACAGAGACGUUGCGAAGCAAGUUUUAAAAGACAGGGGUUUGAAGAAAAUACGUCUUGGGAUUGAAGGGUAUCCCACCUAUAAGGAGAAGGUCAAGAAGCGUCCAGGUGGUAGAGCUGAAGUGAUUUACAAUUACGUCCAAAGACCGUUCAUUCAUAUGUCUUGGGAGAAGGAGGAGGCUAAAAGCCGCCAUGUUGAUUUUCAGUGUGUGAAGUCAAAGAGUGUCACUAAUCUGGCAGAGGCAACGGCUGAUCCGGCAUUGGAGCUGGAUGCUAGGGGCAAUCCUAUUGUGGCAGUAACUAUAGCUGAUCCACCUCCAAUGGAGAUGCCGCCACUUUUACCUAUAGAUAUGCAGCCGCUGGGGGUCGACAAUGACGAAGGGGCGGUUGGUGGCCCCCAGGAGCUGGAUGCAGGCGCCAAUGCGCUUCCAGAUGAACAGAAUUGAAUUUGAGGCAUUGAAUUCGACUGAAAACUAGUUGUAUCAGUGUAUGAUUUUUGUUUGUUUUCAAAAUACUGCCACUGCUGUUUUAGUUUGUUUUGGGCACAUAAUACCAAUAUGAUAUUACUAUUGGAUGUAUUUACUUCAUAUUUGUAUCUAAAUGUGAAUUUUGGUUACAGUUACCGCACAUUUCAGGUUUUUCUCAAUAAUUGUGAUCAAUCCACGCCGGCACAACCUAAAUGUUUCAGCAAACAUGCCUAAAAGAGUACAUAAUUGUAGCUGUUUUGGCUGUGCCCUGCUCAUAAGAAGUGAACUGUUAAAAACAACACAUUCCUCUGAUUUACAAUGUCCAAAUUUUGCGAACCCUUGAGACUGAAAUUUGUAGAUCAUUUAAUUUGCUCAUUAUUUUUUAUUUAUUUGUACAUACUGUAUUUUAUUUGUGAUUAAUCUGGUAAGUUAUGCUUUGCUUUUAAUAUGAAUGUAGCUUAAGAUUUUAUACCUGUUGUUUUUAUGAAAUGCAAAUAAAUGGAGUUUCAUUGUAGAAAA
Molecule: messenger RNA, 2063 nt
Organism: Zophobas morio
Lineage: Eukaryota; Metazoa; Arthropoda; Insecta; Coleoptera; Tenebrionidae
Gene: mri
Product: BTB/POZ domain-containing protein 10
Exons: 7
Coding region: 150-1523 (457 amino acids)
Biological process (GO): positive regulation of phosphorylation
Cellular component (GO): cytoplasm
Molecular function (GO): protein binding
Source: RefSeq, a predicted model, not a curated record